Molecule: messenger RNA, 3132 nt
Organism: Rosa rugosa (rugosa rose)
Lineage: Eukaryota; Viridiplantae; Streptophyta; Magnoliopsida; Rosales; Rosaceae
Product: copper-transporting ATPase HMA4-like
Exons: 7
Coding region: 1-2829 (942 amino acids)
Biological process (GO): monoatomic cation transport
Cellular component (GO): membrane
Molecular function (GO): ATP hydrolysis activity; metal ion binding; ATP binding
Source: RefSeq, a predicted model, not a curated record
AUGGAUUCAAACCGUUUGAUAAAUGAUAUCAAACAGCCUCUGUUGGAGCGCUCGGAUACACUUAAGUUCAAAAUUGGGGAAAUCCACCGUGCUUCUUGUUCAACUACCAUUGAAUCUGUGGUGGGAAGCCUUAAUGGGGUCAAGAGCGUUACAGUGUCACCCAUUCAUGGCCAAGCUGCCAUCGAUUAUAUACCAGAGCCCAUUGCAGUUGAUGAAUUUCCAGUUGAUGAAUUUCCAGAACAAGACAUUGCAGUAUGCCGGCUCAGGAUUAAAGGAAUGAUGUGCACCAGUUGCUCCGAGUCCGUUGAAUCUGCUCUUCGAAUGGUUGAUGGAGUGAAAAACGCAGUUGUUGGUCUAGCCCUUGAGGAAGCAAAGGUUUACUUUGAUCCAAACAUCACUGACGCCUGUUCGAUCAUGAAAGCAAUAGAAGAUGCUGGCUUUGGCUCUGAGCUCAUUAGCUCAGGGAAUGAUGUAAACAAAGUGCAUCUAAAACUUGAAGGAGUUAAUUCUCCUGAAGACAUGACCAUCAUCCAAUCCUCCCUUGAAUCAGUUGAGGGUGUAAAUAAUGUUGAAGUGGACGUGUUAGAAAAAAAGGUCACUAUUACCUAUGAUGCAGACCUCACUGGUCCAAGAUCUCUUAUACAUUGUAUUGAAGAAGCUGGAAGUAACCCCAAAUCAUACCAAGCAAGCUUGUAUGUUCCUCCUAGACGAAGAGAAGCUGAACAGCAGCUUGAGACUCAGAUGUACAGGAACCAGUUUUUCUUGAGCUGUCUAUUUUCAGUUCCUGUAUUUUUAUUCUCAAUGGUGCUUCCAAUGCUUUCUCCCUAUGGGGACUGGUUAAUGUACAAGAUUCACAACAUGCUCACUGUAGGAAUGCUUUUAAGUUGGAUUCUGUGCACACCCGUGCAGUUCAUUAUUGGAAGGAGGUUUUAUGUGGGAUCAUAUCAUGCUUUAAGACGUAGGUCAGCUAAUAUGGAUGUUCUUGUUGCACUGGGCACCAAUGUUGCUUAUUUCUACUCUGUCUAUAUAGCAAUGAAAGCAUUGGCUUUGGAUAAUUUUGAGGGGGAAGAUUUCUUUGAAACUAGUUCCAUGUUGAUAUCCUUUAUACUCUUAGGGAAGUACUUAGAAGUUCUAGCUAGAGGAAAAACAUCUGAUGCUUUAGCGAAGCUGACAGACCUUACUCCUGAAACGGCUUAUCUGCUAUCACUAGAUGCUGAUGGCAAUGCUAUCUCAGAGAUGGAAAUUAGCACUCAACUUAUUCAAAGAAAUGAUAUACUUAAGAUUGUUCCCGGGGCGAAAGUUCCUGUUGAUGGGAUUGUAAUUAGUGGUCAAAGCCAUGUGAACGAGAGUAUGAUCACAGGAGAGGCAAGGCCUAUUUCUAAAAGAUUAGGUGACAAGGUAAUUGGUGGCACCAUGAAUGAGAAUGGAUGCUUACAGGUUAAGGCAACCCAUGUUGGUUCAGAGACUGCGCUAUCCCAGAUAGUUCAACUUGUUGAAGCUGCACAGCUUUCCAGAGCACCUGUUCAGAAGCUAGCUGAUCAGAUCUCAAAGUUUUUUGUUCCAACAGUUGUGAUUGCAGCAUUUCUGACAUGGCUGGGUUGGUUCAUCCUGGGAGAAUUCGGUCUUUAUCCCAUAUCAUGGACACCAAAAGGCAUGGAUAGGUUUGAGCUGGCACUGCAGUUCGGCAUCUCAGUACUAGUGGUUGCAUGCCCUUGUGCUUUGGGAUUAGCAACACCUACAGCAGUCAUGGUUGCAACAGGGAAGGGUGCUACACAAGGUGUUCUUAUCAAGGGUGGAAAUGCACUUGAAAAGGCUCAUAAGGUGAAAACAGUUGUCUUUGAUAAGACAGGGACACUGACAGUUGGAAAACCGACAGUAGUCAGUGCUGUGCUAUUUUCCAAUUACUCAAUGGAGGAAUUCUGUACUGUGGCUACUGCUGCAGAGGCAAAUAGUGAACACCCAAUAGCAAAGUCUAUUGUGGAGCAUGCAAAGAGGUUUCUUAACAAGUUUGGGUCAACUGAACAUGUGGUGGAGGCUAAGGACUUUGAGGUACACACUGGAGCUGGUGUUAGUGGAAGAGUUGGUGACAAAAUGGUUUUGGUUGGGAACAAGAGGCUCAUGCGGAAAUAUAAUGUCCAGGUUGGUCCUGAGGUUGAGAAAUUUGUUUCAGAAAAUGAGAAACUGGCUCGAACAUGUGCGUUAGUUUCCAUUGAUGGAAAGGUUGCUGGGUCGUUUGCUGUAACUGAUCCAGUGAAGCCAGAGGCUGCAUGUGUAAUAUCUUAUCUCCACUCAAUGGGCAUUUCAAGCAUCAUGGUUACAGGUGAUAAUUGGGCAACAGCAGAAGCAAUUGCAAGGGAGGUUGGCAUCGAUAAGGUGUUUGCUGAGACCGAUCCCAUGGGAAAAGCUGAUAGAAUCAAAGAGUUACAGAACAAAGGAUUGACUGUGACUAUGGUGGGAGAUGGAAUCAAUGACUCACCAGCUUUGGCUGCAGCAGAUGUUGGCAUGGCAAUUGGCGCUGGCACCGAUGUAGCAAUAGAAGCUGCUGAUAUAGUUUUGAUGAAAAGCAAUUUGGAAGAUGUAGUUACAGCCAUAGAUCUCUCUAGAAAGACUAUGUCUCGAAUUUGGUUGAAUUAUGUCUGGGCCCUGGGAUACAACAUCCUUGGCAUGCCAGUUGCUGCGGGAAUCUUGUUCCCUUUCACUGGGAUCCGAUUACCACCUUGGCUUGCCGGUGCCUGUAUGGCUGCUUCAUCUGUUAGUGUGGUAUGUUCGUCUCUCUUGUUGCAGUCUUAUAAGAAGCCUUUGCAUUUUCAGAGCAUUAAGUCUGCGUGACGGUGUACAUCUGACUAGUUUUCAACCUCUGGUUGUUGCUUCCUUUCUCCAUUUUGCAGCAAUAAAUAUAUACAUGUACUCGUAAUCUGUAGUCUAGAUUUCUUUGCAUGAUAUUGUAUUUCAUCUAUCAUUUUUGGAGCUGAGAAACUAAUUAGCCAAAUAUUGAUGAUGUACAAAUCUAGAAUACACCGAGGUUGAUUGUUUAUAACCUUGGUUGAAGAAGAUUGUGAUCAGAAGAAUGUAGUUCAUAAGUUGUUGGCCCCAAUUGCAUAUAAACUUAGAAGUAUGCACCUUUUAUGUGAA